Alternaria atra is the source of this 1602-nucleotide messenger RNA. RefSeq lists its product as uncharacterized. NCBI's taxonomy places the organism in Eukaryota, Fungi, Ascomycota, Dothideomycetes, Pleosporales, Pleosporaceae. The transcript has 3 exons. The record is from RefSeq and is a predicted model, not a curated record. Gene Ontology annotation, biological process: cellular response to iron ion starvation; reductive iron assimilation. Gene Ontology annotation, molecular function: ferroxidase activity; copper ion binding. The coding region runs from base 1 to 1602 and encodes 533 amino acids. Gene Ontology annotation, cellular component: high-affinity iron permease complex.
AUGACUUUGACGUUGGAUAUGUCACUACAGGUCAUAGGGAUCAACGGGAAAUGGCCCAUUCCUACCAUCGAGUGCGAUGCCGGCGAUACAGUACAGGUGACUGUUCACAAUAGCCUUCCAGAUCAGACAACAUCUCUUCAUUUCCAUGGUAUAUGGCAGAAGGGUACGCAAGCCUAUGACGGUCCCAGUGGAGUCACCCAGUGCCCCAUCCAACCCGGAGGGUCUUUCACCUACACCUUCGUCGCAAACCCUCCUGGUACCCAUUGGUACCAUGCGCAUCAGAAGGGCCAGUAUCCUGAUGGUCUGCGAGGCAAGAUGGUUGUGCACGACAGGGCCUGGGAGAAGAGCUUGAAAAUUGACAAGCAGUUGUUCCUUUCCGUGUCGGACUGGUACCAUCGCACAAUGCCGGAAAUGAUUGAAGAGUACAUGAGCCCUGCCAACACCAACGCCGACUUCGACUCUCCCGAUUCUUUCCUCUUCAACGACUCCAACAAGCCGUUUGAGCUCAAGAUUGCCAAGGGUAAAAGGUACCUGCUUCGUAUUGUCAACACCGCUGCUGUCGCAUGUGCGCGAUUCCAUAUCGAAGGCUACAAGCUCAGCGUAGUUGAAAUUGACGGUGUACAAACGCAACCCAGGGACGCGGAUACGAUCAUCAUCUGCGCAGGCCAGAGCUACGCUGUAGUUGUGCAAGGCAAGAAAAACCCGAAAGGAAAAGCCAACUGGAUUGCGCAGAUGGAUACAGGCAUGAUGACAAAGUCUCCGCCUCCAAAACAGUCACGAACCAUUGUCGGAGACCUUAAAUACGACGUCUUCGAUGAGCUUGAUGAUGUCAUCGACGAGAUAGGAGACGAUAUAGAUGACAUUGUCAACGAGGACAUACUCGACGACGACUGGAAACCGCCAGCAGCCAGCAUCCUCGACGACUUCACCAUGAAGCCGCUCGACGGGCAGAAGCUUAUGGGACCAGUCGACAACAAAAUCGAGUUGACGACCAAUCAGACAUACUUCGAGGGCAUUGGUACCCGAACACCUCUCAACUCGCAGCCAUGGGUCCCACCUCAAGUCCCCACGCUCUACACUGCUUUGACGACUGGCAGCAUGGACCCCGCGACAUACGGCCCCGGUACCAACCCCUGGGUCAUCAAAUCCGGCCAAAUCGUGCAGAUUCACUUGCAAAAUCCGCACAUGUACCCUCACCCCAUGCAUCUUCACGGUCACAUCUUCCAGGUAGUCGCCAAGGGUCUCGGAUCUUGGAACGGCGAUGAGCGCUCACUUCCCAAGGUACCCCUGAAGCGUGAUGGUUUCGUUGUUCCGGCUUUCGGUUACGCGGUCAUUCGUUUCAAGGCUGAUAACCCGGGUGUCUGGUUCUUUCAUUGCCACAUCGAUUUCCAUCUCGUCGGUGGUAUGGCUGCGACUAUCAUCGAAUCUCCAAACUUGCUGUCUGGUUCUGUUCCCGCUGCUGGUAUCGCGCUUUGCGAUGCUGGAAAGAUGAAAUCAAGCGGUAACUGCGCUGGCGAGAAGGGUGACAUUUCCGCGAAGGAUGCAAGCACCAAGUGCAAUAACGUUUACAACACCAAAGUGCGUGGUGCUUUGAUUGAGUAG